Molecule: messenger RNA, 10311 nt
Organism: Plasmodium cynomolgi strain B
Lineage: Eukaryota; Apicomplexa; Aconoidasida; Haemosporida; Plasmodiidae
Product: cyclic-nucleotide binding protein
Exons: 3
Coding region: 1-10311 (3436 amino acids)
Source: RefSeq, a predicted model, not a curated record
AUGGAUGACCUCGAAUCGAGAGCCAUAGAAAACAUCCACGAUUACCUGAAGGAAUGCCUGGACAGAAACAACUGCAAGGCUGAUCCGGGGGGGGCACAAAGAGACAUAAAUGACGUCUCGCUGAUACACAACUCGUUAAAGAAGUAUGUCGUGCGACUAGCCAACAUAAACAAUUACAUCAAGCAAGAAAACUAUUUUUUGAGGAAAAAAAAUGAGCAACUAGUUAAAAAGUGCAACGAAAGGGAUGCAUUCGAUUUUUACAAAAAUGAAAAAGGGACUCACAGGAUGCAUAGAACGCAUGGGCCGCUCAAGACGCACGGGACGCAUACCAUGUGCAUGAACGAAAUGCACAAACUGAGUGACCAAAAUGAGUUUAUCAAAUACAAAUAUGAGCAAAUGCUGCGGCAAAACCUCUCGCUGCAAAAAAAUAACGUCCAACUGAACAACACGCUGCUAAACAGGGACAAACAUGAACCACACACAAAUGGAGGAAACAGAAAAAUCAAAAUAGAAAAUGAAUUUCUAAGCGAAAGCCCCCACCACUUAUUGCCACAUCAUGAGGAAGGACGAAACAUGUUGGGAAGCAGAAAUGAAAAGGACAUGGAAACAGAACCAGCUGAGGUAAACUACAUGACGUUUGAAGAAAAAAUAAAUAAAAUCCUCAAGUGUACAAACAUUUUGGAAGAAAUUUUAGCCAUCCUUAACAGCAAUUUGAAAUAUGACGAACCACUUAUUUUCCAAAAGAAGAUGAACAUGAUGGAAUUUAAUUUCUUCUACGAUUCUACUAACUUCAAUUUGGAUCCCUCGAUAAGGGAUAACCUCCAGUUGUACAAAAAUAAUAGCAUAAAAAUGAUGUUCCACAAUUUGUGCUGCUCCGAAAGAACAAACGAAUGUCUGAAACAACAGUUAUCAAGUGAAAAAAAAAAAUCUCAUAUUUACCAAACGUAUAUGUAUGACAUGAGAGAGAAGUUAAAGGAUGACCUAAAUGAACUGUUCAGAUUUAAUAGACAGCAAAAUGUGAACUACCAUAAUUUGAAUCGAUGCGACGAUUCGAUUCGCCAUUUUAGUGAAAAGGGGAGUUCUUCAUCCCCCUGGAACAUAUUCUACAAUGAUAACAAUAACGAGGAAGAAGAAAAUGUCUCAAGGAAGGAACACCUAAAAUAUUACAACUACCUUUCUGACUUGAGCACACCAAAUUUUUAUCGCAUGUUUAAAAUGAAUAGCUCCAAAAUUAACCAUAACGAGAAAACGUUGACCCAAUUGUGGAAUCGGAUUAGGGACCUCAGCCAGGAUGCCGGUUGCUUCGAGAAGAGGAAAUAUGAACAGAUCUGUAGACAAGGCAAACACGAUGCCAGUCAGGCCGAGCUCGAAGAUGACAUGCAAAAUGAAGUAUACUACUUUAGAAUAAAAAAAUUAAUAAGCAUGAGGAAGAAGGAACUGGAUAGGAUGUUACUAUCGGGAGGACGCCAAAUGGCUAUCCAAAAAAAAAAAGAGGACAGAAACAAAUUGAAGAAUGAAUUGUAUUUAAAUCGUGUGGAAUACAAGGAGGCACUGCGCGAAUGGUUAAGAAGGCAGGAAAAAAAAUUACACAGCGGUGACGAUCCUAGGAACCCCCCCCAUAGGAAUUCCCCCUGUGGGAGCAAAAAUAUUGACCAAUUCAACCUCUACAUCAAGCGAAAAAUUAUUAAUCAGUUCAUAAAAUACAAAGACAUUUACGAGUAUUUGGUACAAAAUAAAAGUGUUUGUAAAAACCAGAUAAGCAAAGAGAAAUUUAUUAAUUUUUUUAACAAGCAUAUUUUGAAUUUCCAAAAUUGUGACACUGCACAGUGCAGUAAUAAAGGGACUCCUGGAGAUGCAGAAAGGAGAGUCAUUAAAUCAUGCCAGAAGGGGAAAAGCCUGCUUAAAGAUGAGGCCAACCAAAAAAGGGGAAGUGUUUAUGUGGAGGAGGACAGUACUCAGUAUCAUGACGUUACAUUAGAGGAUCGUGCAAGACGCAGCAGUCACCAUUCUGAGGAGAGCACCCUGCGGAGUGAUCACCCCGGUGAAAAGCAGGGCGAAGCCACAGGGGGGAAGCAGGGGGAUGCCAAAAGGGAAAAACAGAGGGAAGCCAAACGGGAAAGACAGAGGGAAAUGGAAAAGGAGAAGCAGCGGGAAAUAAAAGCAGAGAUGGAGAAGCAGAGGGAAAUGAAAGCAGAGCAGGAGAAGCAGAGGAAAAUAAAAGAAGAAAUGGAGAGACAGAGGAUAAUGGAGGAAAAAAGGAAGAGAAAAAUGGAGGAAAAAAAGCAGAGAAAAAUGGAGGAAAAAAAGCAGAGAAAAAUGGAGGAAAAAAGGCAGAGAAAAAUGGAGGAAAAAAGGCAGAGAAAAAUGGAGGAAAAAAGGCUGAGAAAAAUGGAGAGAGAGAAACAAAGGGAAGAAGAACGAACGCGAAAAGUGCAAGUAGAGCGGGAGCGCCAAGUGAACGCAGACCCACCCACCACUGAGGACCAUGCGGGCGAAGAGGAGAACCAAAACCAAAGUGAGCUCGAAAUCGAACCAAGUGAUAACAGCCAAGGGGAACAAAUGAGGAAAGGAAAUUUAAAAAAAAAUGAAGAAAUGUCAGAAAAAUUCUACAUGCGAGCAGAGAAUCCCAGGAGACAUGACUCCUCCCUAGAGGUGUUAAUAAAUACUAUUAAAAAUAUAAACAAAAAUCAAACAGGAAAAAAUAUGACCAGUAAAAGUGUAAAAGGUUUGUUUUCUCCUACCCAUUCGAUGGACAAAACGGGUCGAAGUAGUCUUAUUGGGGAAUCUUCUCAAAAGGAGAGCAGAGCAUCGAAUUUGAGUAAAAAGGAUAGCAGCCAAGGUAGCGUAGAGUCCAUCAAGUCGAGUAAUUCAUUGGGUGUAGAACCCACCGAAGGGGAAAUUAACCAAAGUGAAGGAGGAGCAAGUGAUCGUGAAGAAUUUAGUUUAGGCCACGCCGAAUCGGAUGCAGCCAAAUCGGAUGCUGCCAAAUCGGAUGCAGCCAAAUCGGAUGCUGCCAAAUCGGAUGCUGCCAAAUCGGAUGCUGCCAAAUCGGAUGCUGCCGAAUCAGCUGAUGCGGAAGAUGGGAAGAAGAGGCAAUUUUUUAAUUUGUCAAGUGAACCGGAGAAGGAUGAUCACAUGGGGGGAGAAGCUAACCCAGAAGAGGAUAUCAAUCGGGGUGGAUGGGAAAUACACUUAGGUGCCGCGGCGCGGGUUGCAGAAUGGCUAAGCGUUAGGGGCAGGACUAUCAACGGCGGAUCGGUCGCCCUAGACGAAAUUAAGAGGAGAAACACCGUGAGGGGUGCGGGCGCGUCAGAAUUGAUACACCCGCAGGGGGAUGCGCAAAUGGGAGAUGGCGAAAGUGGACCGGGGACAGAUAGCGAUGAGAAGGAGCCACGAAAAGAUGACGUUCUAGAGGAGCCUAAUAAAGACCUCGACCAAAAUGGACUCCCCGAAAAUGUUGAUGAGGAUGGACCCCCCAAAGAUAGCAAUCCAAAUGGACUCCCCAAAAAUGUUGAUAAGGGUGAAUCUCCCAAUAAUGUCGAUAAGGAUGGACCCCCGCAAAAUGCUGAUAAGGAUGGACCCCCCCAAAAUGCUGAUAAGGGUGAAUCUCCCCAAGACGGUGAAACCACGCGCAGUAACCGCGCAACCGACAAGAGAGAGAAGCCCCCCCCUAAACGCAUCCAAAAUGAAAACUUCCUCGAAUCGGGAAGCGAAUACUCCGAACAAGACCUCUUCGACAACAACAAAUAUGCUAAAGUAAAAAUUCACGAGUUCAGACAAAUGCUUCAUCUGCACGAUAAAAAUGUGUACACCUUUUUCAUGAACCUAAUUGUGCAUAGCAAGAUUAACCUAGUGAGGGAUUAUAAAAAUAAAAUUUUCAACGCGAAGGUAAACGCAACAGACAUAUUAGAGUACCUUUUAAAAAACUACUUCGAAGCGGAUAAAUUAGCUGUCAAGGAGGAAAUGAGAAAAGGAGGUUCACACACACAAGUACACCUAAGCGAAGUAGAAUUCAAACACAUUAAAGAGUACAUAUGCAACAACAGCAGUAGCUCUUCUCUAAAAACACUAUACCAUAAGAUUCUCUUUUUGAAUAAAGAAAACUUCGAAAGUUUUAAAAGUCGUUUGCUGGAAGGUGGGGUGGUAAACCUAAUUAACCUUUUCCACGAUGAAGACAUUAACAACUUUGACAAAAUUUUCGACGUUUCUUUUGUUAAUUUCUGUGAUAUUGUGGGAAUAUCGAAAGACACAUGCACAUACCAUUUUAACCGCAUGGACAAGAAUUACAAAGGGAAAAGGUAUAUUUAUUUAAGGCACAUAUUUCGCUAUCUGGAGGUGGAAAGGGACAUGAAAGAGGAGUUACACAAAUACAAUUUCCUUUCUAUGCAGAAAAAAAAUUUAAUUUAUAUUCAUAUCAGCGAGUGUUUUGAUAACUUAAAUAAGUUUUUCAAAUCUGUGGAGAAGAAAAAUAACUUAUACAUCAGCCUGAACGAGUUUAUUUAUUUCUUUUCCGAAAAUGAGAAAAUGGAGAAGUAUUCUUACUCCCAGGAGGAUGUGACCUCCUUGUAUUACUCCAUCCUUUUUUAUGUAUACUACACGAAUAAGAACAAGGUAUUGCAGACGCUACAAUUUUGGGGGGAGUCAAACGGGGGGAAAGAAGGAAAUGACCCUCAGAAGACGGGACCAACUGAGCAAAAUGGACAUAACAAGAACGAGCCACCCAGGACACACCCCUCCGUUGGUAUAAACACAAUUGUUGAUCAAACUCGAGAAAACAAAUCACCCCCAGAUGAUGGAUACAAUUAUGUUAAUCAGAAUUUGUCUGUCUACAAGGAGUAUUUUUCCCUGGACGAUUUCAAUUUUGCCAUUGAGCUGAAGGACCUUUACUUUUACUUCGAGGGCUUCGAGUGCCCCUUUUCAAAAAUAAAACGGAGAAUUGUGGAGAUUUACGGAUCAGUGAAAAGGGGACUGGUAAUUAACCAAGAGACUUGCAACAGCGAGAGGGAUGGAGAUGACACGAGUAGCUCACAGAGCGAUCAGGAGGAGACGACAGACGUGGACGUGGGUCUGCAGCUUGACUCCUUCCAGUUGUUCAUGCGGAACAAGUACAGGUACAAGCACAGCGAUCGGGUUUGCUUCCACGAGCGGGAGGCGAAGCAGGGCAAACAGGAAAAAUCAGCCAAGGUGGGCAAGGUGGGCAGAGUGGCCAACCUGGAUAGGGAAUCCGAAGCGGACUCGCUGGACGAGGUGGGCACAGUCCCCCCAAUCAGCAAGAAAACCUUCAUGUGCCUGAUGUACAACAUAGGGAUACACGUGAGCCACUGCCUGACCCUGUGGAAGAGCUUCUCCCCCUUUCUGGAGUACGACAAGCUGGACUACAAAAUAUUCUGCGGGUUCUUAAACGGGAAAAUAACCGUAGGGAGCCACGAAACGGAGGAAGGCGUAAACAAAAUUAAAAGCAAGCUAAUAAACACCAAGGAAGAGAAGGAAGAGAAGGAAGAGAAGGAAGAGGACGCCAUCUACAACUACAAAAACAGGAUGAGGGGAACCAUCUGCUCUCGCAUAAUAAACGACUUAAGCGAAAAGGAUUCAACACAACUGCUCACAGUAGACGAAAUAGAGGUUCUAACGCAAGUGCUGAAUCAUGUCACCCCGUUCAAUUUUUUGGACAAAAAUGAAAAAAAAAACUUCAUACAAAAGUUAAAAAAAAAAUGUUUUAAAAAGGGCCACGAUUUUGUGUCCCUGGGGGGGAGAGACGUAAAAAUUGGAGAAAAAGAGAAAGAGGAAAUCUCAAAGGGGGAAACCCCGAGCAGUGCCUACCAAAACAACACCAUCGUUAUCCUGUUGAACGGAAUUUUAAGACACACCACGGAGCUUAACUCCUUCAUAAACAGCAUCAACGUGAUCGACAUGGUCAACAUGCGCUCCUACACAGCACACACAAAUGUAGCCGUGAUUGAGGUAAAUAAGGAGCUAUACACGAGCGACUUUGUAAAGCUAGUGGAACAGAAAAGAGAAGUUUCGGAAGAGUUUAUGAGCAUUAUCGAUGAUGUACCCAUCUUUAAAAAUUUCCCAGAUGCCUUAAAAAAUAGCCUAUCCAUAAAUGUUCAAAAAUGUAAAUAUAAAAAAAAAAAAGUUAUCAUAAGACAGCAUGAUGAUCCUACCCAUUUUUACAUACUGAAAGAGGGGGAAAUACAUUUCUACUGUAACAGUGUGAUGAGCACCCCGGUGAGGGUCAUUUCUAGAUGUUCCUUUUUUGGGGAAGUAGCUCUCAUAUUUAACACUCUGAGAACAUGCGACGCGGUGGUUGAGUCGGAUGUAGCUCACUGCUACUGUAUUUCGAGGGAGUACUUCCUUUCCCUUUUGAAUAAACAAAUUGUGAAAGAAUUUGUGGAAUAUUUCAGAACCAAUUACACAGAGGGUAUUCAGCACAUCGUUAAGAAUUAUUCAAGUGGGAAUAUGACAGCGGAAGGGGCACUGCUUAACGAAGAAAACAAUAGAGGGAAUCGUCCCAAAGGAGCAAACAUCCUGCAGAAGUUACCCUCCGAUGGAGAUGAAAUGCUGGUUGAAGUCAAACGAUCGAAUUUGAAAAAAGACACAAAUCAGCUCUCCCAAGUUGGUAGCCUAAAUAGAUACCUCUCCUCAGUAACCCUCUCAGGAGACAACAUUACAGUGGACGUGGAGUACAUCAACCAAAGUAACAUCAGCUCAUUCUACAGUGAUUUGGAUAAAAUUCUGUUAAAAAUUUUCAACACAGAACAGAAAUAUUUUGUGGAAGAAAUGGAAUCCCACUUGAUGAAAGUUAAGGUAUUAAAAAAGGUCCUAAAUAACAUGAAGGAUAAAGAAACCUUUCUUAAGCAUCUCAAAUGGGAAAAAUGUCCAAAGGGAAAACACAUCAUAUUGGAAGGUGAUUCCUUUGAUAAAUUUUACUUUGUUAAAGAAGGAGAGAUAUCCGUACAACAAUUUAAUCAGUACAAAAAUAUGUAUGAGGAAAUAUCCACAGUUAGAAAGAAUCAAUACUUUGGUCAUCAGUUAAUUUUGGAUAAGAAAAAAUCCUCCUUCAUUGCGGUAGCCUCCAUGGACACAGAACUGUACAUGUUAGAGGCAUCCCUAUAUGAGCACUUCCUUGCCCCCUUUAUCGACACACUGAACAAAAUAAAUGAUAUUAACCACAAGGAUGAGCUAACAGAGAGUAUAAAUAACCACGUGAUGAUGAAGAAGGACAAGGACAACGAUUUUGUAAUAAAAGUCAUAGGAAUUCUAAAGAAGGUAAAUGUGGUUCAGAAAUUAAAUGACGACCAAAUGUAUUAUGGUGCCAAACAUUUCAAUUUUAAAUUUUUCAGAAAGGGAGCAGUUAUAAUAAGGCAUAACGAUACUCCUGACCAUUUUUACGUAAUCAAAAAGGGAAUCGUUUCCGUUAAGGUGGACGAGAAAGAGGUGGCAGAUAUCGUUGAGCAUAGGAACAAUCUGCACAGUGCGGAUAAUAAUCAAGAGGAAGAAACUACACACAGAGGUGGAAGAACAAAAUCGGUCUACUUGUACAAGUAUGAUUACUUCGGAGAAUUAUCCAUUAUAAAUAAUCAGCUGAGAACUGCCACCUGUGAGGCUCACACGAAUUGCUUCCUACUAGCCAUUGACAAGGUCUCCUUUGUUGAGCACUUUGGAAUAAUAUUUAAUGAGCUACUACAGGAAGCUGACAUAAGGUACACGAAGAAUUACAGCCUGCCGCCGUGGCUCAAGUCCAUGUAUGGUAAUGGUGAGUUUAACGAAGACAUGCACUCUAUGUCGAUGAAGAUCCCGGAACUGGGAAGCUCCAUCAGUAGCAUUUCGGACGAUAGUAACGAGAUGUUCAGCUUCGAGAAGGAGAUAAAUGCGAAGAUAAAGAGGGAGAAGCGAAACAAGAGGAAGAGGCGGGGGAAGCUAAAAGACCGUAAUGUAGACGACGAAGGCAUGGGUGAUCAUCCCUCUACAAAAAAUGAAAACGAAGUCGAACAUGCCAGCUCGAGAAGUCUCUCCAGCAACCGUAGCCUAAGCAUUGUGAACAACGAAGAAAGGAUUAACAAAAUUAAGGAGGAGAAGAGGCAAAAAAUAGAAGAAAUUAAGCUGAACGAAUUGAAGGUGUUCGAACGGAUAAAGCGGAAGGAGGAGAGAAAAAUUAAAGCCUUGAUGAAGAAAAAGGGAGUAUUCCUCCAAGGAAAAAACACAAAGGAAGACUUAAACGCAGCUCAGCCAAGCGGCAAUACGGGGGAUGACCAAGAAGAGGGAGCACCCGCGGAGGAGGGAAAAAUGAUAACCAUAAACCCUGAAUCAGAUAGGAAGGAAAAUGAAAACCAAUCGAAAGAUAAGCAACCAAGUUCCAUACAACAUAAAUCGUCGAGUAUUUUAAAAAAGAGGAUCAAUCCAUCGAACUCUUCCGAGCUGAAGGUAGACAAAAUGUUGAAGAAGCUCCUGGGGGUUAUCUGCUCAGAAUACAAUUCUAUUUUUCAUUUUUAUGAAUGCAUAGACAAGUUCAACACUGGGUACAUAAAAUACAACGACUUCUUAAAUUUUAUCGUGUCCCAAAAUAUGGAAGAAUUAUUCGAAGGCAGAGACAAUAUGGAAAACUUGUUCAAGUACCUCUGUGAUGGGAAGGGCAUCUUAACAUUAACACAGUUUUACAGAAAUAUGUACAGAGAGAAAGACAUCGACAUGUACUCACUGAAUCUACGUCUGUGCGAAGUGUACGGAAGCAGUACGUUAGCGUUUAAAAAGAUAGUUACUCAGUUCAACGUACAAGAUGAUAGUCUUUGCAGCUUUGAUAACUUCGAACUAGUGUGCGAUACCGUAGGGCUGAGCAAAACGAAUAUAAAAAAUAUUUGGGAUAAGAUUAACAUAAUGAAUGAGGAACAGAUUCCCCUAGAAAUUAUAUUUAGCAUUUUGAAUGGAGAAGUUUUCGUGGAACAGGCCUACGCGGCUUACAAUGAGAAAAAGUCACUGCUAAAUCAGGUUGUUCAUUUUUUCCAAGGUAAUGAAGAAGACCUCACAAAAAUGAGUACCCAAGUUAUAGAAACAAAUUUUAAGGUAAAUUACGAAGAGCCAAUAAUAAUCAAUAAGUGUCAUCAUAAAUCCCGCUCUAAUGAAUGUCAGCAAGUGGUAAAACUGUUGCAGCUUGAUACACAUUUUAAAUACUUAACAAUGGACCAGAGAAAAUUCUUUGCAACUUUAAUGAACCGGAAGGCUAUGAACUCGGGAGAUGUGCUAACCAACCAAGGGGAUGAUAACGCGGCUAUUAUAUUCCUCUACGAGGGGACUGCCAACAUAAUUAGCCAGAACAUUUUUGGAAUUGAAACUGUGAUUAGAGAGCUUAAAAAUGACGAGUUGUACGGCUGCUACGAAGCUAUUGAAGGGACACCAGCAGAUUAUCAAGUAAAAAUAUCCUCCGAUAAUGCUGUCGUUUGGAUCUUAGAUAGAUCAUCCUAUAACGACCACUUAAAAGAAAUGCUAGAAGAAAGAAAACAAAACUGUUUGCAUAUUUUUUCCUUACUCAAAAAUGUGCCCAUUCUGAGAUACAUCCCAGAGGAAACACUGCACUAUCUUUCCUACGCAAUGAAGGUUGAACAUCACCAACCUAACCAUACUAUCAUAAAGGAGAACACACAUGAUGAUAAGUUUUACGUCAUAUGUAAAGGUCUCGCAACUGUUGAAAAAAACUCUGAAAUUAAUAAAAACAGACUUAUUCUCUCGACCCUUCGAACGGCAGAUUAUUUUGGAGAAAUGGCCUUAAUAAAAAAUAUCAGACGAACUGCAAAUGUCGUUUUAGAUACUCAGACCAUUUUGUUGUCUCUUGUCGAUGUGGAAUUCCACAGAUUGUUAACUCCCUACUUUGAUCAAUUUUUAAGCAGAGCUAAAGCGAACUAUAAGAAAUUGCACUUGGAUAUCGAACUCGUUCCCGCGGAAAUUGCCAGCAUUAGUAGCAACCCCAAUAUUGGGAAUACCCCAUCCGGGAGGGGCGCACGGAAAAAGGUGACGAUACAAGGAUUUGACGAGGGGGACAGCCCGGUGGAGGAUCCACGGGGUAAGAAAAAGGGCGAAAUUAGCAUCGUGCAAUCUGCGGAGGAAACAUCACCGAAGGAGGAACCAACCCAGGAGAGUAGGAACAGUCACCAGGGGGAUAGCAAAAAGGGAAGUCACAACAAACAUACUGACAAGGCCAAAGAUAAGGGGCUGAGCAGAACCAAGAAGGGGAAAGAGCAUAGAUUGAAGGGGAAGCAGGGGGAAGGGGCAGAUGGUACUGAAAAGAAGAGGGAGAAAAAAAAAGAUGCACACAAGUGA